Cebus imitator (Panamanian white-faced capuchin) is the source of this 13608-nucleotide messenger RNA. RefSeq names its product TIR domain-containing adapter molecule 2. Bases 11019 to 11723 code for a protein of 234 amino acids. The record is from RefSeq and is a predicted model, not a curated record. NCBI's taxonomy places the organism in Eukaryota, Metazoa, Chordata, Mammalia, Primates, Cebidae. Gene Ontology annotation, biological process: positive regulation of canonical NF-kappaB signal transduction; positive regulation of natural killer cell activation; positive regulation of myeloid dendritic cell cytokine production. The transcript has 2 exons. Gene Ontology annotation, molecular function: protein kinase binding.
CAUUUUGAGAAUUGAUGCACCAUUGCCACUGUAAUUGCUGUCCUCUAAUUUAGGUACUGAAGAACUUAAUAUUGACAACAUUUUUAAAACCUUACUCAUACUUGUUGGGAGGGAUGUACAAUGCAUAUCCCCAAACUGUGGAAAGGACACCUUUUUUUAUUUGUAAAGGUGGAAAAACUUUGGAACUCAUUUUGGGCUAUUCAUGUUAAAUAAUCAAUACCAAUGAUCUACUCUGUUCUUGGUUGUUUAUAUCUACUCUUGGCACACUAAACUUUGGUAUUUUGAUUCCUUUUAACCAUUUAAAACUACUUUUCUUAUAGGUAGUUGAUAUUUUAAAAACCUUAGAUUUAAUGUCUACAUGUGUUAUGGAGGAACAAAAUUGCCUUUUAAUUGUUUAUAAGAAAACCAAAUGUGAUGAACUGUAGCCCAAGCCCUAUUCUGUCUGCACUGUUCAAUUUUAUGGAGGAAAAAAAAUCUACCAUAGGAAUGCUAGUUAAUAUUGAUACAUCAUGGUAUAAUUUAUUUCUCACUAGCUUAGAAAAUGUCAAACUUUUGUUUUUUGGGUUUAUUCUAUGAUUUAUAACCAGUUAUGCUAUUUUUUCAUAAAGGCAUUUGUAGCACACAGAAAACAGUAUGUUUGAGUAGCAUAAUAGAGUUUAUACAGGCCUUAAAAAUAAGACUGUUUAUAACAGGUAGAAAUAUUACAGAAUAAUUUAAGACACUACAAUGGGGGCAAAUGAAAUACGAAAAUUUUUGUUGAGUUACCUGUACUCGUUACAUUUGCAGUGCUUUCACAAAGAAAAAAGGAGAUAUGUUUAAUUUUAACAUUUUAAUUCUGUGGCUCUUGCCCUUAUAUGACUUUAAUGUCUGUGAGUCAUUCCCAGCUUAAAUGAACAAUUGUUAAUAUUAGUAUCACAUAAGUGCCAUACAUUCUAUCCUCAUAGGUGUGAUACACUGAAAAGUUAGUUGCUUUCCUUUUUUUUCUGUUUUUUUUUUUUUUUUGUCUUGCAUAUUUUAUUUCUGUAGUUUCUGGUUAGCUACCUUAAAGUGAUUUAAAAAUUUAGAAUGCUACGUGUUUCCUAUUUGGUAAUCUUCAUUGACUGUUCUUUAUUUAAUUAGUAUUAAAUAGUGCAUAUUCUGUACACUAUAGAGUUUACAUUGUGUUUGCAUCUUAUAACUUGUAUAGAUUGAGCUGACUGAAAUAAGAUUUUGUUCUGAGUAUUAUCUGGUAGAAUACAAGAUGAUUCAAAAUUGUAUAGAUAUUUAAAGCUUUUCUGCUGUUUUUUUUUUUUAAUUGCAACUGCUUUUCUGCCAUGCCUCUCUUCUCUACCCAAAGGUGAUGAGUUCUGAACAAGAUUGUCAUGUCGUAGAGACUUUGAUAUGUGAUACCAUAGAAUACAGAUUGGAUAGCCAUCCUACUCACUUACCGUUACUGACUAAAGUUUAACUCUUAAUUCUAAGCUAUCUUAAAAUGCAUAUAUACACUUCUUGCAUGUAAGAACAAAACAAAUUCAAGUUGUCAUGCUUGGUAAUUUCAGAUGCCACAGUAUAGCAGAGUGAACAUGUUUUCAACCCUUUAAUUUUUUAAGAUUUUUGAAGACCAAAUAAUUACUCUUUAAAUAAUAUUUAUCAAUGGAUUAAGAAGUAAAGUUUAAGAUUUUGCAGAUUUGUCAAUUUUGGUUAUUGUAUUGAAGUUGUCCUGCAGCUUUAUAAGUGUCCCUGUCUAUUUAAAUUUGAGAGUUGUAAGCACUAAUGUUAAUGUGAUUGAUCAGCAUGGGCAUAUGUAAAAUGUCCUUUUCUGGUUGCGCCUCUGUGCUAUUGUGUUCAGAUAUUACACCAUAAUUAAACAGUAAGGUAUAGAUCUUACUGAGUUUGGCAUAGAUAGUGCACUCAUUUAAUCUGUACCUCUCAAAACUUCAUAAUACUAGAAUAUUACCACAAAUAAUUUUUGGUGAAACUAUUGAGAUAUAUUAAAAUUUUUGAAAUCACUACUGUUAACCUGUUAUACAAAAUAGUGUAGGCUGAGUCUAGUUUCUAUGUAACUGGUUAAAUUUUGAUGGUUGUUUAUGCUCAACUGGAUAUGUAUAUGUAAAUUAGAAAAUACAUACCUAUCCAGACAUAAAUGCUAAGUAAUGUUUUUUUCUUCCUCCAACUGCAUAAUUUGUAGCUCAUCAUUUUUCCUUAAUCCUUUCCUAAUGUGUUGCAGCAGUUUGAAUUUCCCAAAUAUUUAUGUUUGGACGUAAUGGCUCAGAAUACAUAUUUGAACAUCAUAGUUGUAUAUAUUUUUAAAGUAGAAUAAAUAAUGGAAAGCAACUUGAUAUAUAAGUUUAUACUAAAAUUGCAACUGUGUGAAGAUACAUUUUAAGGUAUUACUUUGCUAAUAAUCUACACAUUUUUUUUUCUAUUAAACAAAUGGUUUGUGGUUCACAACUUUCAUCCAAGCUUGGUAGUAACUUUGAAAAUACAGUGGACUGAAAAGCAAAUUUAUUCUUUUAAAUUUCAUUUAAAUCUCUGUACGAUGCGUUUUUGUUUUAGUUUGUAAAUGUGUAACAUUUAUAGUUAAAUAGGACGAAGCAGGCCCUAUGACUAUUGUUUUCAAAAAUUAAAUUAAUAUAUGAAUAAUUCAGAGGGGUUUUUCAUUUACUUUUGAAAACAAGAAAUUUCUUUAACAGGAUUGCACCUACCAAUUUCUUGUAGAAUAAAAAAAAAAUCUUUCAACAAACUGACUUCACUCAUUUCUGUCAGGAUUUAAAUCUUUCUAAAGCUCCUUAGAAACUUAAAUCCUGGAGUACAGUUCUAUAAUGAGAGUGAUUAUUUAUUUGGUAUUUUAUUAAAAAAUAUCUGAGGGACUGUCCAAAAAAGAAAGUGAAAGAGAAAUACCACGUCUAUACUGCCUAAUUUUUAACCUCCUCUUUGCAUUCCUUACUGAAAGGUUGUGUAGUUCAAAGGCAUUUAAAUCAACAGUUGUUCCAAAGAGGUCUUAAUUUUUAAGUAAAUUAACUUUAGGUUGCGUAAUACCCAGUUGUAUCAGUGAUUUUCUUAAUAAUGUGGUCAGAGGGGACAGUCUGGUUCCUGGGCACAAUUCUCCAAAAACAACAGGGAAAUAACUAUAAAUAUAGGUUAACAUUUAUUGAAUGCUUACCUUGUGCUAGGUGCUGUGCUGAGUAUUUGUAUUGACAUAUUUAAUCUUUGCAAUGAUUCCAUGCAAUAAAGAUAUUACUCCCAUUUUAUAGAUGAGGAAACUGAGGCAUAGAGGGGUUCAGAAAUCUCAUCUCACACAGUAAUUAGCAGAGUUUGAAUAUGAACCAUAGCAGUCUGGCUCCAGAGCCCUCUUUCUCAAGCACUGUGUAAUACUGCCUUACAAAAAGACAAUUAAGGAUAGAUCUCUGAAGGCUUAGCUAUCUUGAUUUCACUAUAGCUCAGCAGUGGUUCAGUGCUUUGGCUUUGGAGUCACAGCCCAAUUCAAGUCAUGGUUGUGUGACUUUGGAUUUGAUUAACCAUAUAUUUCUGUUUUCCAUCUGCUGCUAAGGUGUUGCCAUCCGGUGUAAGGAGAAUGAAAUGUUUAUGAAACACUGAGGAUCAGUGCCUAGCAUAUACAAGCACUUAGUAAUUCUGUUUUUAUCAUUAGUCUAAUUCUGGUCUCUUGGUCUUUUUUAGUUCCUGAAGUCCUUACUAUGACUUCUAUUUAUGUGGCUCCUAUAUGAACAAUACAUGACACAACUAUGAAAGUGUUUGAAUGUCUGUCAUGUACAUAAUGGUCUGCUAGAAUUUUCAAAAAUUAAUAAGACAGGCUGGGCGCGGUGGCUCAUGCCUGUAAUCCAAGCACCGUGGGAGGCCGAGAUAGACAGAGCACCUGAGGUCAGGCGUUUGAGACCGGCCUGGCCAACAUGGUGAAACCCUGUCUCUACUAAAAACACAAAAAUUAGCGGGGCACGGUGGCGCCUGCCUGUAAUUCCAGCUAUUCGGGAGGCUGAGGCAGGAGAAUUACAUGAACCCAGGAGGCGGAGGUUGCAGUGAGCCAGGAUUGCACCACUGCAGUCCAGCCUGGGCUACAGAGCAGGACUUGGUCUGGAAAAAAAAAAAAAAAUGAGUAAGACAGUCUGACCACCAGGAACAUAACCUAGUUGGCGUACAUGGGAUAGCUGUAUGAGCAACUAAUGUUACACAGGUAAUGGAGCAGAAUGGACUCUAAGGGUGUACAAUAUUUACAGAGUACUAAAGGAAUAAGAGAAUAUGAAGGUCAGAAGACUUAUUCCUUAGGGAGUUUUACAUCAUCUCCCCACAGCAGAAGCCCUGGUUAUGUGACUAUGCCAGUAAUUGAGCGGUUUAUCUCCAGUUUAUGGAUAUGGGUAUUAACCAGUCCCUCUUGCUACAGAUUGAAAAACACGUUCUUUAAUUUUGUUAACAGUAAAAGUGAUAUUUGAUCUCCUGACUAACUUUUCCAUCUCAGGAAUUUCCAAAUUCUGGAGGAAAAUACAAGGAUGUUAUCCUAUUUUUAUCAUUAGGAAGCAGCUUCCUUGCUGAAAUUUAGAUACAAAAGUGACACUGGUCUGGCAUACUCUGUUUUUAAUGCUGGAGGAUUCCUCAUGAUCACUACUAUCUUGAAAAGGCAACAGCGUAAGAAUUUGAUAAGUAAUUGUUCAGAUACCAAAGUCUGCCCAUAAUUCCAUCAUUCUUUUUGGUGUAUUUCAGUUUUUAUAGAUAUUUUUGUAUUUUUUAAAGAAAUUGGUAUUGUACUGUCCAUAACAAAUUUUUACACUUUUACAUUUGUGAAAUUAUAUAGAAGACCACAUUCGGGAUGUACAAUUUAAUGAGAAGAAAAGUUAUAAAACAGAUACUCAUAUAUCCAAUGCUCAGGUAAAGAAAUAUAACAUUGUGAAUACCUUAGAAAGCUCCUAUGUAUCCUUUCCUGGUCAGUUUCCUGAAUCACCUCAAGAGACAUGAUAACCAAUGUUCUGCUUGUAAUGCAAAUAAUCUUUUCUUCGUAUUUUUACCAGUUAAGUAUACUAGUUCUCACAUUUUUUUCUAAUUGCGAAAUCAUCAUAAACUGAUAUUUUUGUAAAUACACAAUCAUGUACUUGAAUGUACUGGCACUGUCAGAUUACUGUCAGCAUUUCUAAAGUUUAUGCAUGUUUACUCACUUUAUGUGCUUCUCUCUCCAUCAACCAAUGACAGGUGAUCAGUAUAGGAUCAGUAUGGGACCACAUUUCGAGUAGUACGGAUGUCUGCAUUCCUUAAAAGUAGUCUAACAAUCAGAUAGAAGUAAACAUUAAUAAAAUUUAAUAAAGUAUUAAAUUAUAUUUAAUAAAUAGAAAUGUCACUUUUCUGUGACUUGCUGAACAUUUAGCAUCAUCCAUGAUGAUGCAUAUCGCUAUAGUUUUUGUUUUAUCAUUAAUAUACCACCGUUAUGUAUCUCUUCCGUGAAGGCAUUUGGAUCAUUCUGCCUUUUUUGCUAUUUCGAACAAAGCCACUAUGAACAUCCCUGUAUAUAUGUCAGGUUGUACAUGUGUAUGAUCUCUUGAGAAUACAUCUAGCAAUGGAAUUGGUGAGUCAUAUAUGUAUCUUGAAAUUUACUAGGUAAUACCUAACUUUUCCAAAGUAAUUAAUCAGUGCUUUCACCAGCAGCAUUAGAAGGUUCCACAUUUGUAAAACUUUGGAAAAUCUGGGCUUGUAAUGGUACCUCAUUGUUGCUUAAUUUGCAUUUCCAUGAGGUUAAUUAUUUUUUUGUUCAAAUUUACUAUUUGGAUUUCCCCUUUUUGCUAAGUUGCUGUUUAAAUCAUUUGUCCAUUUUUUAAAAUUUGACUUUUUUAAGUUAAUAAAAUUCCUUCAUGUACCAAGAAUACUUAAUCAUUUGGUUAUAACUGUUUCAAAUGUCUUCUCACAGUUUAUCUUUCUGCUCCUAGUGAAAUUUAUCCAUGUUUUUCUAUAUUUUUGGUGUGUUUGUCUUGUUUAAAAAAAUACUUCCCUUAGGUCAUGAAUAUCUUCUAUACUGUGUUCUAAAAUAUGUGUAGUUUUGUCUUCUACUUAAAUUGAAUUUUAUUUUGUGGGUGAGGUAGGUAUCCAGGUUCUUUUUUUCCCCCUUCAUUUCUUGAAAAACCAUCUUUCUCAAUUGGUUGAACAUGCCAUUUCUGUCAUCUGUGAAAUGCUCAUAUUUACAUGAGUCUGUUUUUGGGCUCUCUUUUAUUACAUUGAUCAGUUUGCCCAUAUAUCAGUAACACACUGUUGCAGCUUUUAAGUCUUGAUAUUUGGUAAAAUAAGUCUUUUUAUAUCUUAUUCUUCAAGAUUUUGGCUGUAAUCAGUUCUUUGAAUUUUUAUACAAAUUUUGGAAUUUCAACAAAACAAAAUUGUUGGGAUUUUGAUUGGGAUUGUAUUUUACCUGUGAACAAAUUCUUUAUAAUAGGGCAUUUUUUGGUGAGUUAAUUUCUUUCCAUUGUAUCUUUGAAUAAAAUCAUAAUUGUCUUCAUAGAAAUACUGUAUACAUAUACUUCAUUAAUUUUACUUUCUUGUAUCUUUAUGUUUUUGAUGCUAUCAUUAUAAAUGAUAUCUUUUAAGUUUUUAAUUUUUUGUUGGUAUGUGGAAAAACUUUAAUUUUUCCAUUCAGCAAACUUGCAAAAAUCUUCUGUUAAGUCUAGUAAUUUAUACAUUCUUUUGCACUUUCUAUAAGUAAUGAUAGAUUUGUCUGUCAUUCUAUUCUCCCUUUCUUUACUUUUUCUUGCCUAAUUACAUUUGCAGGGACCUCCAGUAUAAUGUUGAAUAGGUUAUGUGUAGGCAUUCUUGUUUUGUUUCUGUUUUCUGGGAAUGCUUUCAAAGUAUCCUGUAAGCAUUUUAUGGUAUUUUUAUUAAAUUUAGAAAUACUCCACCUAUCUUUAGUUUGCUUAGAGUUUUUUAUAAUCAUAAAUGAUAGAAAAUUUUGAAUUUUAUUAAAAAGCUCUAUUGAGAAAAUCAUGAUUUUUCUGCCUUUAUUCUCUGAAUGUGGUCAGUUACAUGAACUGGAUUCCUGUUGUUAAGCCAGCCUUUUCUUCCUAGGGUAAAAACAACCUGGCAUGAUGUGGUUUAUUUUUAAUAGCUGGAUUUCUUUUAAGAUUUUUGCUUAAUAUCAAGCCUGGUUUAGCCUCAUAAAGUGAGUUGGAAAGUGGCUUUCUUUUCCUGUUUUCUGGGAAAGCUUGUAUAUAAUAUUUACUUCUUCCUUGACUAUUAGAAAUUGUAGGUAAAGUGUGCUUCCGGUCUGGUGUCUUCUUUAUAGGAUGCUGAUUCAAUUUCUUUUUAUUAAUAAGGUUGAGCUUUUCUGUUUCUUAUGUAAUAUUGGUAAAUUGCAUAUUCCUAUGAAUCUUUCCAUUUCGUCUACACUUUCAAAUUUAUUAGUACUGUGUUUUUCUUGUAUACUUAACAUAUGCCAGAUCUGUAAGGAUGGUACCCUUUGUAUUCCUUGUAUCUUUUUUCCUUGACUAGUCUUGCCAGAGGUUUAUCACAUUUAUUACAAGUUUUUUUUAAAGCCAGUAUUUUUGUUUUUCUUCUUUGUUGUAUUCUUUUCUGUUUUAGUGAUUUCAGCUUUUUCUUUCCAUGUUAAUUUGCCAUAUUGUAGUGGAUGGUUAGCUCCUCAAAUUUUCGACUUUCUAUUCUCAUUUACAUACUUAAAGCUAUAGAUUUCCAUCCAAGUGCUAUUUUAUCUCUUGUUUUAGUUUUCUAUGCUGAGUAACAAAUUACCAUAGAUUUACUGGUUUAUAACAGUAUAAUUUUUUUAUCUUACAAUUUCUUGGGGUUAAGAGUCUCCGCAUGGCUUAACUGGGUCUUCUGCUUCGGGUCUCAUAAGACUGCAGUGAAGUCAGCUGAACUGCAUUGUCAUCUGGAGCUCACAGUUCUCUUCUAACUUAAUCAGGUUGUUGAUAAAAUUUAGUUCCUAGAAGCUGUAGAACUGAGGUCUUCAGCUACUUAGGGCUGCUCUUCUAUAUAAGCAGUGCACAACAUGACUUUUGCCUUUCUAAAGUCAGCAAAACUUGUGACUAGAAUCUGUUUCAGAGAAGGCCAGAAAGAGUUCACUUGGUUAGGUCAGAAUCACCUGGGAUAAUCUCCCUUUUGAUAAAGUCAGAGUCAACUGAAUAGUCACUGCUGUGAUGGCCACUUGGUAAAUGGGCCCAUUAACCAAGCCCUGGGUUGGCUGGAGAAAAAGACUGACAUCCACCAAACAAUUCAUCUUGUUCCCCUUAUUGCAAAUCUCCACCUGAUGCAUCCUGUUAGGCACUUAUGUGGGACAUGAAUAUAUUAACAUGAUCUCACUACUCUAAGAGGCUUAUCUUUAAGUCUAACCAACAGAUCUUUUACAAAUUUUCCAUUUCAUUUUUCCAAGAACCUAAAAGCUGCAUGACCUAUUAGACACUGCCUAUAAGUCAGUAUAUUUAUCAGUUUGUCAGGUCAUCCCCUCCUUUCUUGAAUGGGAAUAACCAAGUUUAUAGCUAGAAAUUGCCCACCAGGAAGAUUCCCUGUCCCCAUAUCAAUGCACGGAUCAGAAAUUGUCUCACUUCUAAAUGUAGAAGGAUUGAUGGAGCUAAAAAAUUACCACCUGCCAAUCAUCACAAUACUAGCUGAUCCACGCAAGAAUCAUUGAUGGAUGUAAAACUUAGUGGGUGAAAGUGUGCUGAACAGAAUUCUUACAUGGUCUCACAGUAUCUCCUCAUAAAUUGCUUAUAAAUAACACAGAAAAAUAGUAACUUUACAUUGAAGAAACCUGGCUGCCAACCCCUUGAUCAAAUGAUCAAUGUUCACCUCACCAGUAAAAGGACAAAUCAGUAUCAUGUACUUCGUGACAUGAUAUGCUUAGAAGUACAAAGCAUCCUUUCUAUGCUAUUCUAAUGCAUAACCUAAAUCUGAUCAAGGGAAAACAUCAGAGAAACUCAAAUUAACAUUCUCCCAAAUAAAUGUCCCAUACUUUUCAAAAAUGCCAAGGUCGUGAGUGGCAAAGAAAGAUUAGAAGAACUACUUUAGACUGAAAAAGGUAAAGGGACAUGAAAAUCAACACUACGUGUGUUCCUGGACUGGAUAGACUAAAAUUUAGAAAAAGUAAAAAAAAAAAAAAAAGAGAAAUUGUCUCACUUCUUUACGUAUCUGUCUCCCAGAUUAGACAAUAAAAUCUCCAUGAGAACUAGGACUGUGCCUGCUGUUCACACAAUAUCCCUAAUGCCUAGCACAUAGAAUGUAAUCUAAAUAUAUGUGGCAUAAGUGACUGAUGCAUUUUCUUGAACAUUUGGAGAGAAAAUGUUAAGCAAUUAAACUUGUAACCAAUUUAUUUUUUAGUACAUGUGACUAUAUUAUGAAGAACAAUGCAAAAUUUCGAGCAAUUUAAAAGAAGAUGGAACACUUCAAGUAAAUGUGCCCUUGACACUAGUGACUUCAGGUUCUUUUAUGCAUGUGACCUAAGUGGUGAAUAGGGAAGUACAUGUUUAUGGAAUCUGUCAUGGGUGGUAUUUCAGUGGAAAAGCUUAAAAAGCAUUGAUUUUGCAGGGUUGCCAGAGAAAGAGGAACAGGCAGAGGAAACUGAAAGAAUGUUAACAAGCAGGAUGAGCAUAAAGGCAAAGUGGGGCUGUCAACAUCAAGGAAACAGUGUUGGAAGACAACGGUCAACUUUGUCAAUCCCCAAAGAGAGACUCCCAGGGAAAAUGAGGGCAACAAAAGGAUCAAUUGGAUUUAGGAGGCCACUGUUUACCCAAAGAGUUUAGGUAGAAUUGUUGGGAGGUGGAGCAGUUGGAGAAUCAACUGUUGGAUAAUGAAUUGUGUUGACAUGGUACAUAAUAGGGCAUUUCUGACUACAUUGCAGCACACCAAGUAACUACUACCUGAAGUGCCUACCUUCAAUAAGCCGUCCUAUUGUUGGAUGGGGAAAGGGAGGAAAUAAUUCUUAGCUUUACCUGUACUGUGUUUCUGAGACACAGGUAUGGACCUUCACUCCGAAUUUAUUAUCCAUGGUCUCAUCUGAGAUUCAGUAACUGGGUCUCCUUUGGCAGGGAGUAGAGAUUGCCUGAGAAUUAAAAGGGGAGGGAGAUUUCUGAACUGGGGCUCUUAGAUUAUGACUAGGAUUGGGUGCCUGAGGUAGCAAUGGUAAGAUCGAGUUUGGGGCUUUAUAAGGCUUCUUACGCUUUAUUUACGUAAUUGCUUUUUUGUUCUCUCUUGAUAUUCAGUGGCGUUUCAAUCUGUUCGGCUGUGGAGAACGAACUUGAAAAAAGGGAUCUUUCCCAGGGUAGUUUUUGGGGGCAGGGACUGAUGUGCUGCACACUCUAGUCAGGGGUAGGGUUGGCUGCGGUAGUCAAGUGAGAGAGCCGUAAAGGGACAGGAAAAGUCAAGAGACUGUCUUAGGGAACCAGGAGAGUCUCUGUACCUCCGAAGGGUCUAGGGGUUUGUCUGGUCUGUAAGGGGCAAACGCGGUGGAAUUCCUUUCCAGACUUUUCUGGCCCUUGACGUCCGGCUUUGGGGGGUACAUGCCAAAGAAAAAAAAAAAGCAGGGAGAGUCCACUAGCCUUGGUGACAGUUCCCCAUUGCGGUUUCCCCUCCUCCAUCCUUUGCGAGCUCCUUCCUUCUACCGAGUGUUCCCGCCACGUUAACCCCUGACUCGCAGCUGUACUGCCCCGGCCCUCAGCGCCACGUCCCGGGUGGGGCCUGCCUUGGCAAUGCAGCAGCCCGCCCUCGAGCGACCCCUCGAGAGCGGCGCGGCAGGUGCCGACAGCAGUCAGGCCUGGUGAGCGAAGACCUCCAAGGGCUGAGGCAGCGCGUCUGCAAAGGCGUGGGGCCGCCGACUCACGAGCGAACUGCUCCGCGAGCGCGAAGGGGUGCAGGCUGCGGUGGCAGCGGGGAUGGGUUUGCUGCCCGCCGCGUAGGAGGCGCCCCAGCCUCUCAACGCCCGGGGCAAGACGCCCACCGCCUGGUCGCCCUGCGCCGGAAGGGAAGACGCAAGAGCCGCGCGCUCACCAGCAGAUUGAAAAGAAAUGCUGAGAAAUACAUAAAGUUUUCCUCUCCUGCCUUGGAUAUUUAUAAUGGGUAUCGGGAAGUCCAAAAUAGAUUCCUGCCCUCUUUCUCUCUCUUGGGGUAAAAGGCACAGUGUGGAUACAAGUCCAGGAUACCAUGAGUCAGAUUCCAAGAAUUCUAAAGAUGUGUCCUUGUGUGAUGUUGCUGAGCACAGCAAUUCAACAGAGGGGACAACAGGAAAGCAGGAGGGACCUCAGAGCGUGGAAGAGAUGCUUGAAGAAGCUGAAGAAGAGGUGUUCCUCAAAUUUGUGAUAUUGCAUGCAGAAGAUGACACAGAUGAAGCCCUCAGAGUCCAGAAUCUGCUACAAGAUGACUUUGGUAUCAAACCUGGAAUAAUCUUCGCUGAGAUGCCGUGUGGCAGACAGCAUUUACAGAAUUUAGAUGAUGCCGUAAAUGGAUCUGCAUGGACAAUCUUAUUACUGACUGAAAACUUUUUAAGAGAUACCUGGUGUAAUUUCCAGUUCUAUACGUCCCUAAUGAACUCUGUUAACAGGCAGCACAAAUACAACUCGGUUAUACCCAUGCGGCCUCUGAACAACCCCCUCCCCCGAGAAAGGACUCCCUUUGCUCUCCAAACCAUCAAUGCCUUAGAGGAAGAAAGUCGUGGCUUUCCUACACAAGUAGAAAGAAUUUUUCAGGAGUCUGUGUAUAAGACACAACAAACUAUAUGGAAAGAGACAAGAAAUAUGGUACAAAGACAAUUUAUUGCCUGAGAUGAAACACAAAACAUGUGGCUGGCUCCUGUUUUGUAAACUAAAUGAUUAAUCUUCACUUAAGAAAGCAGUUUCUAGGAAAUGUUUAAAUAAAAGAGUCUUAUCCUUACAGAAACCUAUGGAGCACAAGAAAGAUAAAUUUCUGCAGGACAAUCUAUAAAAUUGUGGUACUUUUUGAUGAUUUAGUAAACAUGACAUUGUCAGAGUUUCAAGAACUUUUCUUUCACGAUUUUCCUAGUUCAUGGAUAUGAAAAAGGAAUUCCCAAUCCAUAUUCCUCAUAUUGAACCUUGAACAAAAGCUUGUAUGACAGAUAUUUUAAAACAUGUGGUAACACUUUUAUUUUCUGAAUUUUGAUCUCAAAGGACACAAAAAAAAUGGCCUCAAGAGAUCUGACCAUAAUUCCUCUUGAGGCACCUCUCAUGGAUGUUGCAAUAAGCAUUCGGGUACCAUCACCUAGAAAUAUGAAUUGCCAGAAUAGAACAUUUAGCAUGUUGAGUGUUGAUGCAUAUAAAAUCAGAAACAGAUAUGAGAAUGGUGGAACUUUUUUAAAAAAACCCAGUCAAAUGUAUUUUCUGCUGAAAUCUGCAUAUUCGGAGACAUUUCCUACCACCAAUUCACAGCUCAUUUGAUAGUGUGGUAGUUAGGGACUUCAUGGAGUGGUGUUCAGACGUCCCCUGGGGCUUGAAGCUCUUCACAUUAGUCAUCAUCUAUAACUAGGGCUUUAUUUGCAGAGCUUCUAAAAGGUGUAUGACUGUGUAAGUGACCAGAUGUUCACUUUUAAAAUCAAUAACCACUGUUAUGGAAGCUUUAAACAAGUUUCCCUCACACACAACUCUCCACUUAGGAAGUAUUUCUCAUUUAGAUCUUCAGAGUAGCCUGACUGUGUGCAUGUGUGUGUGUAAUGGGUUAUUUGUAAAAACUUGGCAUAGAAGGAGAUGUAUUUUAUUACCUCCUGCUCUAGAGCCCCAUGCUCCUAGCAAGCCAGAGGCCCUAAACAGGCUUGUUUCUUUCCUCCACAGCCCCUCUGCCCAUCUGAGAUUGAGGGAGCAUAGUCCACUUCAGAUCAGGAAUGGGGUGAAGAACAGGUCGUGUCAUGUAAUGAGAAAAGCACUCUUUGGGGUCAUGAGACCUGGUUCUAGUCCAGUCUCUGCCACUGAGGAUGAAUGUGACUGUGGGCAAACUAUUUACCCUUCUUUAUCUGUGAAAUGAAAGGACUGAAUUGAUGGAUCUCUAAAGGCCUUUGUCCUCUGUGAGGAUGUGAAAAACUAGAGACCACAAAAGGGAACAAGCAAAAAAGUUAGAAUUUGAUAGUGUGAUAUAUAUAUAAUAGUUGCAGAAGGCUUUACAUAUGCUUAUAACGAAAAGAUCUUUGUAUAUUCACAGCAUAAUUGAUUUUUAAUGCUGUCAUUACACUUUUAAAGUCACAGGAGAAAAUAUACAUGCUUACUCAGGUUUUCUUAAAAAUACCUUUUUAUAGAGAUCCUUGAGUAAAGACAUUUUGCCUAAUUUUUUUCUUCUUAUCUUCACUUCUGUAUCCCUACCAGUACUGGGAUCUGCACACAUCUUUUUACAGUUCAUCUCUUCAUAGCCAUGAACCAAAAUGUUCUAUGAGGAGGAUGCAAGUAAGUCAAAGCUUCUAUUCCAUUAGUAAUUAUUAGAGGAGGAGAUUUUUUUCAUUCCAUAGUGACAUUUUCUUAGCCUUAACAUUCUGAUACUACUCCCUUUUUCAGUUUUCAUAGUAACUAUUCAUGUUUUUGAAAUAAUGCUUCCUGUAAAUCCAAUUUUAUAUACUAAUACAACAUGAAGUGCCCAACCUUCUUGCCUGCUAAACUUGGGGCAACUGAUGCUAAAUGGUAUUUUUAAAAUAAAUGUUUCUAUUCUUUA